AGGGGCUUUGAUGGUCCUUUUAUGAGCUGGAAUUUCACACCAUUCUUCCUCUUCGCCCGUGUGCCUUCAAUGCAGUAAUUUUCUUUCAACGUUUUCUCCUAUACCCACCACACCUGGAUAAUAAUCAUCUUUCUCUUACUCUGGUUCAUUAUAUAGCAGAAGGAAGAUUGGCAAGAGAUAGACGCAAUCUUUGAGGGUUUGGUCUUCCCCUGUACGUCCAUCUCAAUUUCUAUCAGACCCUUCUCUUCAUAUGUGCUCUCUCCUCUCGCCUCCAUUGCAGCUGCUCCAUUUGAAUUUGCUUCAAUACAAUUCUGAAAAAUUCGUCUUGAUUCAUGAUUGCGUGCUCCAACUAAACUAGAUACCCGAGCUUACGUGUUUGGAGACAUUUAUGUUCUUUCCUUCAGUGCAUUUAUGAAUCCAGAUUUUCUUUGCGUUUGUAUAUUGGCGUUUUUGGGUCAUUGAAUGCUUCGAGUUUUAGGUUGUUUUGUGUGAUGCAAUUUCGCGGCUUUGCUUGAGGACUAGGGUUUUUAAGGUGAAAGUUUAUUGUUUUCCGGGACAUCUUCUCAAAGGAUUCUGUAUUUCUGUAUUUGAGGUCGUUUUCUUGGUGAAUUGCUUCAGUGGUUUUAAGAUUGGGGUAUUAGAGUUUGAAAGGUAUUGGUGUCGGCUAUAGUGUGAAUAUCAUUAGGAUAUGAGUCGCAGGGUGAGGAGGAAGGUCGCAAGGAAAGGAAAAGAGAAGGUGGUCUUGCCAAGUUAUCCAGAAAUUCAAGAUGAGGGCUCGGAUUUAGACCCUGAACGAGUUGUUGAUUGGAGGGGCUUGCCUGAUGACACAGUAAUUCAACUGUUUUCAUGUCUGAGUUAUCGUGACCGAGCAAGCUUAUCAUCAACUUGUAGGACAUGGAGGCUUCUUGGUAGCACCCCAUGUUUAUGGACUUCUCUUGAUCUUCGCUCUCACAGGUUUGAUGCCGCCAUGGCAUCUUCACUUACUCCAAGGUGUGUGCAUCUUCAGAAGCUUAGAUUUCGUGGGGCUGAAUCUGCUGACGCCAUAAUUCAUCUCCAAGCUAGGAAUUUGCGUGAAAUAAGUGGUGACUAUUGCAGAAAGAUUACUGAUGCGACCCUUGCGAUAAUUGUGGCCAGGCAUGAGUUGCUUGAGAGCCUUCAGCUUGGUCCAGAUUUCUGUGAAAGAAUCAGCAGUGAUGCUAUAAAAGCUAUUGCUCAUUGCUGUUCUCGGUUAAGGAAACUAAGACUCUCAGGCAUUAGGGAUGUAAGUUCUGAUGCCAUUAAUGCAUUGGCUAAGCAUUGUCCGAAUUUGACUGAUAUUGGAUUCAUUGACUGUUUGAAUGUUGACGAGCUAGCAUUGGGAAAUGUGUUAUCAGUUUGUUUUCUCUCAGUUGCGGGGACGUCAAGUAUGAAUUGGGGUGUAGUUUCUCAUCUUUGGCACAAGCUGCCUAACCUUACUGGAAUAGAUGUUUCAAGAACUGAUGUCGGUCCAUCUACUGUUUCGAGAUUGUUAUCAUCACAGAGUUUGAAAGUUUUGUGUGCUCUGAAUUGUCCUAUACUUGAAGAAGACACCAGCUUCCCCACAAAUAAAUAUAAAAAUAAGCUAUUAAUUGCCCUUUUUACAGAUAUUUUUAAAGGUCUUGCUUCUUUAUUUUUUGAUGAUACAAAGAAUGGCAAGAAUGUGUUUUUGGACUGGAGGAGCGUUAAGAACAAAAAUAAGGACUUAAAUGAACUUAUGAUCUGGCUUGAGUGGAUCCUAUCCCAUACACUUCUGCGAUCUGCUGAGAGCUCUCAGCAGGGCCUGGAAAAUUUCUGGGUUGAACAAGGUGGAGCACUCUUGCUUAGUCUAAUGCAGAGUCCACAAGAGGACGUUCAGGAAAGGGCAGCCACAGGUCUUGCAACGUUUGUUGUAAUUGAUGAUGAAAAUGCUAGUAUUGACCGUGGAAGGGCUGAAGCAGUUAUGCGAGAUGGUGGUAUACGUCUACUUCUUGGCUUGGCAAAAUCAUGGAGGGAAGGGCUUCAGUCUGAGGCAGCUAAGGCCAUUGCAAAUUUGUCUGUCAAUGCCAAUGUUGCGAAAGCCGUUGCUGAAGAAGGGGGAAUUGAUAUUCUUGCUGGUUUGGCAAGAUCCAUGAACAAGCUGGUGGCUGAAGAGGCUGCUGGAGGAUUGUGGAAUCUCUCUGUUGGAGAAGAGCACAAGGGUGCAAUUGCUGCGGCUGGUGGAAUACAAGCUUUGGUGGAUCUUAUAUUCAAGUGGUCCUCCAGUGGGGAUGGGGUUUUGGAACGUGCAGCUGGUGCAUUGGCUAAUUUGGCAGCUGAUGACAAAUGUAGUACAGAAGUUGCAUUGGCUGGUGGCGUACAUGCUUUAGUAAUGCUUGCUCGUAGCUGCAAAUUUGAGGGAGUGCAAGAGCAGGCUGCUCGUGCGUUGGCUAACUUGGCUGCUCAUGGAGAUAGCAACAGUAACAAUGCUGCUGUUGGACAAGAAGCAGGGGCUCUGGAGGCACUUGUUCAACUCACACGCUCUCCUCAUGAGGGUGUCAGGCAAGAAGCUGCUGGUGCGCUUUGGAAUUUGUCAUUUGAUGACAGGAAUCGAGAAGCCAUUGCUGCAGCCAGUGGAGUUCAGGCCUUGGUUGCUCUUGCACAAUCUUGUUCUAAUGCCUCCCCUGGACUUCAAGAGAGAGCUGCCGGUGCUCUCUGGGGAUUGUCAGUUUCUGAAGCCAAUAGCAUUGCUAUUGGACAAGAAGGAGGUGUUGCACCCCUGAUUGCACUGGCACGAUCUGAAGCUGAGGAUGUUCACGAGACUGCCGCUGGAGCACUAUGGAAUCUUGCUUUUAACCCUGGUAAUGCUCUACGUAUUGUCGAGGAAGGAGGAGUUUCUGCUCUUGUUGAUCUCUGUUCAUCAUCAUUAUCAAAGAUGGCUCGUUUCAUGGCUGCAUUGGCAUUGGCUUACAUGUUUGAUGGGAGAAUGGAUGAAUUUGCUUUGGUAGGAACCUCAUCAGAAAGCGUCUCCAAGAGUGUGAGCUUGGAUGGAGCUAGAAGGAUGGCUUUGAAACACAUUGAAGCUUUCAUCCUUAUGUUUUCUGAUCCGCAAGCAUUUGCUGUUGCUGCUACAUCGUCAGCCCCGGCAGCACUGGCUCAAGUUUCUGAAGGCGCGCGAAUCCAAGAAGCAGGACAUCUUAGAUGCAGUGGUUCUGAAAUUGGAAGAUUUGUUGCUAUGCUACGAAAUCCAUCAUCUAUACUAAAAGCUUGUGCUGCAUUUGCUCUUCUACAGUUUACAAUUCCUGGUGGACGACACGCCAUGCACCAUGCUAGCCUGAUGCAGAACGCAUGUGCAGCAAGAGUUCUUCGUGGGGCAGCUGCCUCGGCAACUGCUCCGCUCGAAGCAAAAAUAUUUGCGAGAAUUGUUCUCCGCAACCUUGAGUAUCACCAGACAGAUCUGCAAACCAUCUAGAACAAUUUCAACGUUUGGCAGCAAUCCAACGUCCGAAAUUAUUCUAGAGUUUGUGAUGUUUCAUUUGUAGACACGACUGCUCUAUGUUCCAUAAGAACAUUGAUCCUUUGAUGUAAAUGAAGGAAAUUGAUAGAUUCUUCUGCUUACCUUCUUAUCAUGCCCCAACUGCUUAGCUCUGAUAGUUUCAUAAUUUUGAGAUGUAUUUCUUUCUUCUCCUCCUUGUAUCAAUCUUUUCAAAUUAAGGCUGCAGAAUAUAGGAGAAAGUUUAUAUUAAAACUAUUGCCUUGGUGCUUUUCCUUUGUAUUAUUUACAUGUAUUUUGUAUAAUUAUAAAAUUAGGCUAUUUGAUGACA
Messenger RNA from Prosopis cineraria, 3797 nucleotides. RefSeq names its product protein ARABIDILLO 1-like. Gene Ontology annotation, molecular function: protein binding. The record is from RefSeq and is a predicted model, not a curated record. NCBI's taxonomy places the organism in Eukaryota, Viridiplantae, Streptophyta, Magnoliopsida, Fabales, Fabaceae. The transcript has 12 exons. Bases 689 to 3445 code for a protein of 918 amino acids.